AUGGAAAACCAGCGUUUGGAGGUGCCCGCGCGUGAUUCAUCAUCAUUUGCCAAAUCCCAGCUAUCUGGCUUGUUGCCCCAGUUUCUGACCCAUGGUAUUUCAACUCCCAACCCAAAAGAGCUCCGACCCGAGGUACCUCUUCAGAUCCCAUUCCAUCCUUUUCUCCAAAAGAUCCGUUUUUCUCGUUUGCCAGAAAUCGACCCCUUUCUUGAUUACCGGAGAACGGGAGUUUGGCAGGCCUCGUGGGUGAUCCACCAUUGGAAGAAUUGGGAAUUGGAGACCAAACUUCAGAGCCGGUAUUUAUCCUUUCUCGGAAAAGUACCCCAAUAUGGAUUAUCGGAAAACCUCACUUCUCGACUGACGAUAGAUAUGACCUCGCAGAUUGACUUCCAACAACGGCAGCUUUUGGGUAACAACCACGUCCUCAGCCGGUAA
This is a messenger RNA of Striga asiatica, 435 nucleotides long. The record is from the annotation of a GenBank genome assembly. Lineage: Eukaryota; Viridiplantae; Streptophyta; Magnoliopsida; Lamiales; Orobanchaceae.